UGUAGUGUAUGUCACCAGAACAUCACACACACACAUGUCACCAACGGCCGCCCAAUGCUUGGAACGUAUUAAACUAAGUUUUACGAUUUUAUCCUGGGCUUGAGAUUUCGAUUUUAUUGGUUGACAAUGAUACGUCUCACAUCAUUUCCCACUAGAUGUUGCAUCCAAAGUGUUAUUUGGUCUCUAUAGAAACUGACUGGCAUAAUCUAAUGGUGAAACUUGCCGUAUUGAGCGCAUUAUUGUGUGGGACAUUGGACACGGUGGAUGAAAUGUACAUCAAGUGCUUAACGUAAUUGAUUGAGGCAUACUGGAUAUGGUAUUGAAGUUAGAUGGAUAUACACGUAAAUUGUUCUGAACUGUACCGGUGACACAAGUAUGAAGGACUUCGGUCUCUUACGCCUCCCUUUGGUUAUAUUCAUGGUGCUACAAGCCACCCGAUGGAAACUCGUGCAAGGCGUUGAUUACAAAGUCACACUCUUCGUAGGCCCUGGUCAAUCAGCAGGUACCACAGCCGAGGUUUUCGGUCAACUCACAGGGACGCUAGAUACCACUGCCUCCACUUCAUUCGGGUCGACGUGGUUGAAAGGAUCUUCCACAUCACACAUCAUCACCAAUUCGAGGCCCAUCGGCCAAAUAAAGUCAGUAGUCAUACAGAAACGACCGACGGGCUUUGGAGGCGACGAUGGGUUACAGCUUACCAAAGUGACCGUAGAAAGCACUGCCAUGUCUAGUGUGGCGACAUUCCAGUGUCCAAAUAUUUGCAAUAUCCGAUUCCCAAAUCUUCUCACAAGACUUCACUCAUCAGUCGACGGCAACUGGAGUGAUUGGACAGUGGACUGCUCUUGCAAGAGUUCCAACGAUGCUGUUGAAUCCCGAACCUGCUCAAAUCCUGCUCCAUAUUUCGGAGGAAAAGAUUGCGUUGGUGAAAAGAGUAGGAUUAUCACAAAUGGUUGUUUUAAGAGCGUCUGUAAACCACCUACUACUAUCCCAACCACUACGGUGACGAAUACUGCAACGCCAGUGACAACCGACGAUGAUAAUUCCAGGACGACAACAACUCCGGCGCCCACAGAAAACGCGUUAUUUCUCUAUGGUAUACCAAUCCUUGCAACUCUAGUGAUAAUCGGUAUAAUCUUGGUGAUCGCCCUGUGCGUGUACUUCUGUUGCUUCGCGAAGAAGGAGAAGGAGGAAAAACCAAAACACAACCAGGUCGUUCCUAACCUUGAACGUCUUGAGGAGGGUGGGAGUAAGCCGCAAUCAAGCAUGUCAGGGCGGCCAUUUGUAGUCGAGCCGAUAAAACACAAACCCGAAGGGUCUGGUGCACCAAAACAGUAUACGCUACCCGUAUUCGGGCCCGGGGCAGAAAAACGAGAACUAUUCGGGGAGGAUCCUACGCAGGACGAUAGCGGUGACUCUCGGACCUCACUUUUGAGGGAAGAGAGUAGGACUAGUACGCCUGUGAAAGCGGCUUCCUUGCCCUCUUUGCAGGGUCAGGAGGAGAAUUUAUAUAGUGAGGUGGCCGCUCCUAGAGACGAAGUGUCUACUGUGGGUGGGAUACCGGUAAUCGUAGGAGCCACAAAGUGGACAACUCGGACUUCUGCACCUUCUUCGCCGCAGAAAGUCAUACAUAGGGAAAUUGUGCCGCAUACCAUUAGCCUUCCAGGGAAUCAAAUCAUACGCGCUGGGUCCGUAAUUGAAUCCGAGGACAUAUCGGAAGUGACGAAUAAGAAGUGCGUAAUACUAGGUUAGCACUCAGGGCUUCCUAACUGACUGCGAAGGUAUAGGUACGUUCACGUUGUUGAUAGUAUUAAAGGCAUUUGAUAUGAUUCUGUGAAGGACAACGACAUUCAUUUUGAAUGGUUUUACCACUUCUGAAAGUGUCGGUACAGUGAACAAUGACCAACGUUUCUCGUUGGGUCCUUGAUUGAAUAUGCAUACAGUAGUGCCACUCUGGUGCAAUGUUGAUUUCGUUUGAAACAGUUCACCUUUUGCAAGUGGUUUCAUUAUGCUUAUGAUAGAGUCCAUAACUAAAUCGGGUCUUGGCCAAUGAGAGACCCAGUACUUGCCAUGACCAUUCUGUCUGCGCCGAACGAGCGAUGAGAGGUGUCUUCUGCUUGGGCAAUACCACGUCCUGCGUGUGGAAAGUGCGUACUGGUCACCACUGAAAUCGAAACCUGUGGCAAUCCUUUAUAUCCCGACCAAAAUGGUAUAGAAGCAUUGAAAAAUUAAAUGACAUCAUCAAGUGCCUUAGUUUCAGACUGUGAUAGUGAUAUUCGCUGUACAAAGUAAAUGUACUGUCAGAAUAUCUCGGUUAAGGAGACCCUUUUGGAGAGACGAAUGCUUUCCCCUACAGAGAGGUUGUCUUGACAUAUCAAAGGUGUCCUCCAAGGGAGGUUCUGUUGUAGUGAAGAGAGUUUGUAUAAACGCAAAUUACGCCAAUCAAAAUAUUACCAUUGAUGUUAAUCUGGUUGUGUCCCUCGCGAUGUUUUGAGAUAAGUCACGCGAGUGUUCACCCCACUGCCCUGCACUCAUGUGCCUAUCGAGCUGCCGUCAGGUUCCCGUCAUGUUGUGGCCAAUGAUGAGAUGCGAAAAAAAACAUUGCAACAAUGUACACAAGCCUGCUGGGAAGAAAUAUCCGAUUCACGAAGUGUACGUGUCGGGAACUAUAUUAUACAUGUAGUUGCUGAUCCAACGGUGCCGAUUGUCGUGUCGGGAAGGUGAUGGAAACUCAUCCGGAAUCUGAUACCGCAAUACAAAAACCAGGUGGUUACGUGUAAGCUUCAAAGGUAUUUACUUUGAUAUGGUAAUUGGUAGAUGAAAAGUUACCACAUUUGUAAAACUGUUUUGAGAGAUUUUCUCAAACUUUACAAUGCUUUUAAUUGUAAAACGGUCCCUUAGUCCAAUUGACGACAUUCUUGUAGUAUUUAGUAAAUGACACAGAGUGUCCCAGAAAGAAUGUAUAGCAACUGGGACCAAGAUAUCGUUAUUAUAUAUUUUAUCAAAGCAGGUGUUUUUGUAUAUUAAGUACCUCGCCAUUAUACAUGUACUGUCUUUCUUAA
Messenger RNA from Lineus longissimus, 3059 nucleotides. RefSeq lists its product as uncharacterized. Lineage: Eukaryota; Metazoa; Nemertea; Pilidiophora; Heteronemertea; Lineidae. The record is from RefSeq and is a predicted model, not a curated record. The coding region runs from base 376 to 1749 and encodes 457 amino acids. Gene Ontology annotation, molecular function: protein binding. The transcript is spliced from 8 exons.